CAUUCUGUUAUCAUUCAUGUCUGUUAAGCAAAUAGCUCCAUCAUUUUCACUUAAUAAUACCAGAAAAAAAAAACAAUUUACAACGCCAAUCAAUAUCGCAUUAUAUUUUCCAUGAAAGCAUUAAGAAAUAAAUUCAGUAACUGCUAAGCAAUGGAUAUUCUCACAAAAAAUAUUGUUAAAGCAAAAAAGUCUAAUUGGCAACUGUUCACAGCUACCAAUUACACAUCUUUGAUGUACCCGAUUUUUAUGCUGUGCAAAAUAAAUGGUUUAUUCCCGUACAAAGUGACAAAGAUACAAUCAACGGCAAUCACAAAUUCGAGAAUUACAAAUAUUUAUUCGGCAAUUGUCUUUGCAACUUAUAUAGUGAUUUUUGCGUUGAUAAUCUACUAUAUAAAUGUAUCUGGCGCAAUAAAAUUCGCCCGGGUACCAGCAUUUUUGCAGGCUCACUGUUAUCUCAGCUUAGGCUGUUUCAUGUUUGUGGUUUCACUCGUUCAAAGCAAUUCUCGGGUAAUAUUCUACCAGAAAUUCAACGCAGUAACUCUCGAAAUUUCGCCGGCAAAAUUGGCAAAAUUAUCCAAAAUCAUUCAUAUUAUUGAGCUGAUUGGCGUUGGAUUUCUACUUUUGCAAUUUCCGAGUAUUUAUUCAGGAAACUAUAAAAUUUUUCUGUUUCGUGCACUCGCGAUGCAUACGACCUUCAUUAUUUACUGCAUCGAUAAGAUUUAUAUUAAUCAUGCAAGUUUGAUUGGCGUUUGUUUCACGACAAUAAACGAAAAUUUGUAUAAGCUGAAAGACAAUUUGCGAAUCAAUGAACGUCAUUUAUUAAGGCGUAACUAUCACAAAAAAUGGAAUCCGUUAUUGAUAAUAAAUAUCCAACAAAUCAUCAAGCAGCAUAAUAAUGUCAGUAAGCUAACUGUCGAAAUAAAUGAGAAAUUUGGAUUACAAAUGAUUGCUAGUGUUACCUUGACAUUCAUUGAAAUAACGUUUUCGUUGUACUUUUAUAUUUUGAGAGCACUUGGUGUGAGUGGUGUGAAUAUCGAAACUCAAAUUUGGUUUUCGUAUUUUGUUACUUCGAUGAGUUACUAUACGAUCAAGUUGCUGUUGAUGGUUAUCAUGUGCGAGGAGUGCAGGAAGCAAUCGCGGAAAACAGGGAUCAUUGUACAUGAGAUUCUCAAUGAAACCAAAGAUAAAGAGAUCAAUGAUGAGUUGCAGAUAUUCUCACUCCAGCUUUUGCAUCACGACACGACAUUUACGGUAAAAGGAUUGAAAAUAGAUGCGACUCUUCUCACAUCCUUUGCCGGAGGAAUAACAACAUAUUUUCUUAUCCUCAUACAAUUCCUUAUGUCAUCUAAAUCAUGCGCUGAAGUAGUUGAUGAGAACAGUGGAUAAAUAAUUGAUAAGUAAAAUUUCUAACAAAGAAUUUAAUUUUAAGAGCUGUCUAACUAUUAAAAUUUGAGUAUAAGAAUUGUCAAGUAUAAAGUAAUAAAUAAAAUAAAAUUAGAUGUGAUUAAAUCUAAUCAUGCUAUGUUGAGAAAACAAAAAUAUAAAGCGAUGAUCAACAGUCGAUAAUACUUGUAAAACUUGCUAGAAGAUUUUAUAUUUAU
Messenger RNA from Cotesia glomerata, 1601 nucleotides. Its product is annotated as putative gustatory receptor 28b. The coding region runs from base 151 to 1386 and encodes 411 amino acids. Gene Ontology annotation, cellular component: dendrite; neuronal cell body; membrane. Gene Ontology annotation, biological process: sensory perception of taste. The record is from RefSeq and is a predicted model, not a curated record. NCBI's taxonomy places the organism in Eukaryota, Metazoa, Arthropoda, Insecta, Hymenoptera, Braconidae. The transcript is spliced from 3 exons.